Messenger RNA from Trichoderma reesei QM6a, 1596 nucleotides. Its product is annotated as amidase. The record is from RefSeq and is a predicted model, not a curated record. The transcript has a single exon. NCBI's taxonomy places the organism in Eukaryota, Fungi, Ascomycota, Sordariomycetes, Hypocreales, Hypocreaceae. The annotation marks the transcript as partial.
UGGCAGGAUAUCGUCGCCCGCAAACGAGCUGAGCGGGACUCCAAGAUUCCGCUGGAAUGGCGGCUCUCAGGCUCUCUCCCUCCUGGAACCAGGCCGAUAGACUAUCUUCCGCGUUGCGGGAUCCUCACAGAGCAAGACCUUGCCCUCACAAACCCCGCUCGAGAUGCCACCAAAUUGCUCUCUUUGCUGUCUGCCGGUCAGUUCACGGCUGAAGAGGUCGCCCGGUCGUUUUGCAAACGGGCCGCCGUUGCGCAGCAGCUGACCAACUGCUUGACCGAAAUAAUGUUCGAAGAAGCCAUCGGACGGGCUCAGUGGUUGGACGCCGAGUACAAGAAGCGAGGGAAACCUGUCGGGCCUCUUCACGGUCUUCCGAUCAGCGUCAAGGACCAAUUCUUCAUCAAGGGGCACGACAGCUCACUUGGAAUCACUUCCCUCUGCUUCCGACCAGCCAGAUCGACGAGUCAAGCUGUCCAGAUGCUGCUCAAUUCCGGCUGUGUCAUUAUCGCCAAGACAACAGUUCCCCAGACCGUCUUGACCGCUGACACCGACUCCAUCGUCUUCGGCCGUACCGUGAAUCCGCACCACGCUGAGUUUGGAGCAGGCGGAUCUUCAGGGGGCGAGGCUGCGCUGAUUGCUAUGGGCGGAUCUGCCCUGGGACUGGGAACGGAUGCAGCGGGAAGUGUGCGGAUUCCAGCUGCGGUAUGCGGCGUCGUGGGAUACAAGCCCAGCGCGUACAGAGUCCCGAUUGAUGGCCAAAGAAUCCUGGGCAAGGGCAUCAUGGGCACAACAGCUCUGGGGCCUCCGGCUGUCUCUGGCUUCCUUGCGAGGUCGGUGAGAGACGUGAGACUAGCAGCCAAAGUCAUGGCGAGUGCGGAGCCAUGGAAUGACAGCCCUUUCAUAUAUCCACAUCCGUGGAUGCAGAUAACAUUUCCCAGGGAGCCCCGAAUUGGCGUCUGGCUCAAGACUGGCGUGGUCCAUCUUCAUCCACCCGUCGAGCGAGGCCUUCGUCUUGCCUGUGACAGGCUGAGGAGAGCUGGAUACGACGUGGUUGAGCUCUCUCCCCCUCCAUUCCAGCAAGCGUGGGAUGUUCACCGCGAGUUUGGCGAAUUCAUGGAUCUAUCACACAUGCGCACACUGCUUGAAUCCGAGCCGCACACCAAGAUUGUUCAAGCCGCACAAGUCAUGACACCCGAGAAGAGGCGGCCAGAGCCAACGGUCGAAUAUCUGCAUCAGCUCAACUUCCAGAUCAUCCGCAUAGCCAUGCAGAUGAAGAGAUUGUGGAGACCGGACGGCGGCAGACCCCUCGAUGGGAUCCUCUUUGUCAAUGCGCCGCAUACUGCCGUGCCUUUUGAUAAGUUUACCUGGCUCGCCUUUACGAGUAUCAUGAAUCUUGUCGACUGGACGGGUAUUUCGAUACCCUUGAGCGAGGCUGUGGAUAAGAAGUUGGACGUCGGGAUGCCACUCGAGAAUUACUACAGUGACCUGGAUCGAUCUAUUCAGGAGCUCUACGAUGCGGAGAGGUUCCAUGGCUUACCGCUGGCAGUUCAGCUAAUUGGGCAACGAUUUGAAGACGAGAAGCUCCUUGCUUUAGCAGAU